Molecule: messenger RNA, 2567 nt
Organism: Mauremys reevesii (Reeves's turtle)
Lineage: Eukaryota; Metazoa; Chordata; Testudines; Geoemydidae
Product: transmembrane protein 198-like
Exons: 6
Coding region: 333-1376 (347 amino acids)
Cellular component (GO): vesicle membrane; plasma membrane
Source: RefSeq, a predicted model, not a curated record
CCCGCGGCUGAUGUCAGCCCGCAGCGGGGGCAGGACGGGGCCGCGGCGGAGUUUAAUCCGGAGCCGGAGCCGGAGGGAGCGGGCCGGGCUGGGAUGCGCCGCUAGCCCCGGAGCGCGGGGCCCUUCCCGGCCGGCGGCCUUUCCCCGGAGAGCAGCGACCCCCCCUCGCUCACAGGUCCCCCCUGGGCUCUGCAGGGUCAGUGCACAAACCCUGAGGCCUGGGCCUGGGACUCCCCGUCCUGCCUCCAGGUCACUAGUGGAAGGAGUUUAGUCUCCUCUGUCCUCGCUGGCUCCCUGUGUGGAUGGCUGCAGGGCCCUGACUCCCGCCCAGCAUGGAGCCCGACCUCCUGCCCCUCGUCCUGACGGCUGAGCCCUGGGGCUUUAACCAGCAGGCCACGGAGCUGGGGCCGGGCACCCCCGGCCUGGACCCCUGCAGCCUGGACCUGGAGCGUCGCUACCAGGCCGUGCCCGCCGCAGUCUGCGCCCUCUGCUGCCUCUUCGGGGUCAUCUACAGCUGCUUCGGUUACCGCUGCUUCAAAGCCAUCAUGUUCCUGUCGGGGCUUCUCUUCGGCUCCCUGGUCAUCUUCCUGCUGUGCUACAAGGAGCGAGUGCUGGAGACGCAGCUGAGCCUGGAAGUGAGCGCGGGCAUCGCGCUGGGCAUCGGGGCGCUGUGCGGGCUGGUCACCAUGCUGGUGCACAGCGUGGGGCUCUUCAUGACAGGGCUGCUGCUGGGGCUGCUGCUGGCCACGGCCGGCCUGGUGGCCACGGAGCCGCUCUACCAGCCGCAGAGCCUGUGGGUGCCCGUGGGCAGCGUGCUGGGGCUGGCGCUGCUCUGCGCCCUGCUGGCGCUGCGCUGGCAGAAGCCGCUCACCGUGCUCUCCACGGCCGUCUUCGGGGCCGCCGUCAUCGUGGGCUGCGUGGACUAUUUCGUGGAGCUGCUGGCGCUGCUGGGCCACGUGUACGACCGGCUGCGCCUGGCGCCCUCGGCCCCGCUCUGCUGGCACAGCUGGGCCGUCCUGGCGCUCUGGCCGGCCCUCAGCGUGCUGGGCCUGCUGCUGCAGUGGAAAGUGACGGCCGAGGGCUACUCGCACACGGACGUGAUCAUCAGCCGGCGGCAGAAGCGGUUGCAGCUGCUGCGGAUCCGGCAGAAGGAGGCCAAGAAACGGCAGAGCCUCCCCCCGCAGGAGGGCAGCUACCGGCGCAAGCCCAACCCCGUCAAGCGCUAUGCAGGCGACGUCCUGGCGCCGAGCUACAUCCAGAGCCUGCGGGAUCGCCAGCUGGGCACCGGCAGCGCCACCCACACCGUCCUCGACCUGGACUACGACUGCGGCUCCACCGUGCCCCUGACGGCCCCUGCGCCCGGCGGGCGCCUCUGACCGGGGCAGGGGCUUCACUUCGUUCCACUUGUGCCUUGGGGGCGGAGGCGGCAGCGAUGGGGGGACGGGGAGACCGUUUUGCUGGUGACACUUGACCCCCCCUCACCCCACCCCACCCCCGUGCCCUCUCCCCAGCCCAGCAGCUGCAGUUCCCAGGUAGAGUGGGCACCUGCCUGCCUGGCCCUUUAAAUAUUCAAAACAGCUGCUUUCCCCUGCUCCUAUUGGCCUGUCCAGAGGGGAGGCGGGGCUCCGGGGAUACAGCUGGUUCCAUUCGAUCUGCUCUCCAGUGUCAGGCUGGGGACCCUGCUCUGGGCCCCCCGCGAUGUCCAGCCUCCCCCGUCCCCCCCAGCACUGGGGUGGGGGCUGAGCCCCGGGCCCCAUCGCUGGGGGGCUCUGCCCUGGGCCCGGGUUCGGGCUCUGCCCAGGCCGGGUGGGGCUGAGCCCCGGGCCCCAUUGCUGGGGGGCUCUGCCCUGGGCCCGGGUUCAAGCUCUGCCCAGGCCGGGUGGGGCUGAGCCCUGGGCCCCAUCGCUGGGGGGCUCUGCCCCGGGCCCGGGUUAAAGCUCUGCCCAGGCCGGGUGGGGCUGAGCCCCGGGCCCCAUCGCUGGGGGCUCUGCCCUGGGCCCGGGUUCAAGCUCUGCCCAGGCCGGGUGGGGCUGAGCCCCGGGCCCCAUCGCUGGGGGGCUCUGCCCUGGCCCCGGGUUCAAGCUCUGCCCAGGCCGGGUGGGGAGCAGCGGGGGGGGGCUGGCGCGGAGCAUUCUGGGAACUCAGCAGCUGCCCCUGCCCGAGCCCCGUCUGCUAGCCCUGGGGGGUACAGGGCGCUCGCAGGCUGGGGGGGUCUGUACACACCAGCACUGCCGCCAUGGCAGACGCCCUGCAAGGGGGGCGGGGGGCGUCUUCUGCCAGGGUUGGGCCCAGCGGGGGGGGACCUAGAUCCCCUGGCCUGCAAGGACGACAGCCAAGGCCCAGCUGCCUCUAGCAGCACUUUCCUGCCCCAUCGGCUCCAGCAGCCCCCACAUCUCAGCCCUGGCUCCCGAGGGGGGAGGGAGCUGGUCCCCCUGUUUAUACCCUAUGUACUGUACCGGGGGGGGCACAUUAAACUGCCUUAGAGACCGGGUGUGGCUGGCUGGCUCCGUGUGUCUCCCUGCAGGGGCCCUGGGGGCGCCGGUUCUGCCCCCUUCGGCAGGACCUCA